AUGCUAUACUUAGAAGACUAUUUAGAACUGAUAGAACAGCUUCCAAAUGAAUUUAAAAGUCGCUUUGCUAAAAUCAGGGAGAUGGAUUUGCAGGUCCAAAACGAUAUAGAUAGCCUAGAUACGAAAGUGAAAGACUUCUUUCAAAAUGGUCGUAAAGCCAAAUCAGAGCGGAAACAAUCUGAUUAUCUGGAUAUCAAUGGGACCUAUCUAAAUACUAUUGAGGUUGCCGAUGAAAAAAUCGUAAUCGUACGAGAAUUGCAGGAGCUCCUACAACGAUAUACAAAACGUCUUGUUCAUGAACUGGAAAAAUUUAAAAUAGAGCUAGAAGCUGAUAAUCCUGGCAUCACCGAUCAACUAGAGAAACACUCUUUCGAAUUCGAUCAUUGUUGUUCACCACAUACUAAUUCUACCAUCGCUGAUAUGCGCUUCCAUCAGGUAUCUACAGCAGGCCAAAAAAGAAAGCGUGACACUGAGUCAACGAUUUCAAAAUAUAAUGGUAUUUUAGGUAUUAGUAGUAAAAACUCUCCUAAAGCAGCAGCAUUCCAAGCUCUUUCAACUACUAAGCAGAUGCAACAAGGUAUGAAAUUGGGAAUUAAAGCCAGCCUGUUAAUUCAAAGCAGUCAAGAAUUAGCUGAGGAUGGCUCAGUUGCCUCGAAAAGUCACGAAUGUUUUCAAGUGUUGAACAAAGAGUCCACGAAGCAAUUGGCGAAAAGAAAAGUACAGCAGAAAUACGUAAGUUCAGUCGAUAAUGGGUAUAAUUCAGCAAUAACAUCAACUCCGCUGGCUGUUGAUUCAACGCAUAACACAGAAGUAAAUGAUGAAGUAUCAGAAAGGCCUACAACAUUAGAGAUCUCAGAGUAUGUUGUUGACCCGGAUGAACCUCGUUAUUGUAUAUGCAAUCAAAUUUCGUACGGUGAAAUGGUUGGAUGUGAUAACGACGACUGUCCUAUUGAAUGGUUUCAUUAUGCAUGUGUUGGUAUAUCUGAGCCUCCUAAAGGAAAAUGGUAUUGUCCACAGUGUACAGUUAGUAUGAAACGACGUAGUGCUAGAAGUGGGCACAAAUGA
Molecule: messenger RNA, 1065 nt
Organism: Trichoplax adhaerens
Lineage: Eukaryota; Metazoa; Placozoa; Uniplacotomia; Trichoplacea; Trichoplacidae
Exons: 4
Coding region: 1-1065 (354 amino acids)
Biological process (GO): regulation of DNA-templated transcription
Cellular component (GO): NuA4 histone acetyltransferase complex
Source: RefSeq, a predicted model, not a curated record